Molecule: messenger RNA, 564 nt
Organism: Naumovozyma dairenensis CBS 421
Lineage: Eukaryota; Fungi; Ascomycota; Saccharomycetes; Saccharomycetales; Saccharomycetaceae
Gene: MAK3
Product: peptide alpha-N-acetyltransferase MAK3
Exons: 1
Coding region: 1-564 (187 amino acids)
Biological process (GO): N-terminal peptidyl-methionine acetylation
Cellular component (GO): NatC complex
Molecular function (GO): protein-N-terminal amino-acid acetyltransferase activity
Source: RefSeq, a predicted model, not a curated record
AUGCCAAUCAUAUACAAACCAUUAGAUAUUAACAAUUUAACUCAUUUCAAUGAAUUAAAGAAACUAAUUGAUGCAGAUUUAUCAGAACCAUAUUCCAUAUAUGUGUAUAGAUAUUUUUUAAAUCAAUGGCCUGAAUUAGCAUUUUUGGCAUUUGAUGUUACAGAAGAGGAAAAAAAUAAUUCUAAUAAUGUGGAUGUUUCUGAUAAGGUGCCUAUUGGUUGUAUUAUUUGUAAAAAUGAAUUACAUCGAUUUUCUAGAAUGAGAGGAUAUAUUGGUAUGUUAGCUGUAGAAAGUCAUUAUAGAGGUCAAGGUAUAUCUAAGAAGUUAGUGGAAAUUGCAAUUACUCAAAUGGAAUCAAAUGGAUGUGAUGAAAUCAUGUUAGAAACUGAGGUAGAGAAUGUGAUUGCAUUAAAUCUGUAUGAAAAUAUGGGGUUUAUUAAGAUGAAAAGAAUGUUUAGAUAUUAUUUGAAUGAAGGUGAUGCUUUUAAAUUGAUCUUACCGUUGACUGAAAAGAGUUGUAUAAGAUCAACGUUUCUAAUGAAUCCUCAAACACCUGUUUUAUAG